This is a messenger RNA of Besnoitia besnoiti, 1728 nucleotides long. RefSeq names its product facilitative glucose transporter GT1. The record is from RefSeq and is a predicted model, not a curated record. The coding region runs from base 1 to 1728 and encodes 575 amino acids. Lineage: Eukaryota; Apicomplexa; Conoidasida; Eucoccidiorida; Sarcocystidae. The transcript has a single exon. Gene Ontology annotation, biological process: monosaccharide transmembrane transport. Gene Ontology annotation, cellular component: membrane. Gene Ontology annotation, molecular function: hexose transmembrane transporter activity.
AUGGCGACUGAGGAUAUGCGUGAAAAAAGCCUCAAGCGUGAGGCUGUUUCCCUCUGGGACAUCCCUCCAGACUCCUAUGCAGCGAAAGGGUGUGGAUUCCUGAGCACCACUGCCCAGCUAGUUUUGGUAGCCGUGCUCGGGUCAUUCCAGUUUGGGUACAACAUAUCAGCGCUCAACACCUCCAAGGCGUUCAUUAUCUUGGACUUCGGGUGGUGCAAGGACGCGGCAGGGGGCCAUUACUCUGACUGUGAUAAGGGGCUUGUUUACGGCUCGUUGAUCAACACAGGUGUAUUUCUCGGUGCGUUCGUCGGAUGCCUUCUCGGGGGGCGAAUAACGGAUUUUGGGCGUCGCGCAUCACUGUGUUUCACGCACUGCCUAUGCCUGUUGGGGUGUGUCCUCUCAGCUGCAGCAGAGGGGUUUCCAACGCUGCUGAUAGCCCGCCUGAUUGUCGGAGUAGCCGUGGGGCUGUUCACAGUCUGCGUUCCGAUGUACUGCGCUGAGGUUACCCCAGACUCCAGCCGAGGCUUUUUUGGUACCUUUCAUCAGCUCUACAUUACAAUCGGUAUUUGCGUAGGCACCGUCCUUGGCCUAGCGUUCGGCAACGCCCCGGCAGGUGACCAUGUCUACACCUUGACAGUUUUCCAGCAGGUGUGGUGGCGCGUCAUGUUGGGUUUACCUGCCGCAGUGAGCCUCAUUGCGCUUGGUCUUCUUGUAUGGGUGUACCCGUUUGAGACACCGCACUAUAUGGUUGAGAAGAAACAGAAGGCGAAGGCGACAGCUUUGCUCCGCGAGAUUUACGGUCGUGAAGAUAUCGAUGUAGAGCUCCAGCGGAUUAUCAAUGGACGAUACCAGCAGAAAAUUCAACGCGCUCGGCAGCUCACUGUGUGGAAGGCUGUCGUUCAUCCGACCUACCGUUGGGUCAUUUUCCUGGCGUGCCUCCUCUCCGUCAUGCAGCAGUUCUCUGGUAUUAAUGUGCUUGUGGCAAAUAGCAACAAUCUGUACUCAUCGCUAAAGCUUCCGCAACACGUCAUUACAGGACUGACUGUCGGCGUCACGGCGCUGAAUGUAGUCUUGACCAUCAUCACGAUUCCGCUGGUCGAUCGCCUCGGGCGUCGCACACUGCUGCAAAUAUCUCUUACAGUCACAUUUGUUGCCAUGUGCAUCGCAUUUGUCGCAAAUCUCAUUGAUAAGGAGAGUACCGCUGUGCAGUGGGUGACGGUAGGAUGUGUCUACCUCUUUAUUGUUGGGUUCGCUGUUGGUUACGGGCCAGUGCUGUGGAUCUACCUCCACGAGAUUUUCCCCCCCGAGAUCAAACAGGGAGCGGCUGGACUGGCCUCUGGGCUAAACUGGCUUGCGACUGUAGCUAUUGUCCUGCCUUCUGAUUUCUUGCUGAAGCAGGGUUUCAGCGUGUUUGUUGGGAUAUGCACAGUAGCUUUAGGGAUCACUUUGUUAUUCACAUUUUUCUUUGUGAAGGAGACGAAAGGCCUUUCGAUUGAAGAAUCCCCGUAUUUCAGGGGAAGGAGCCGUGUAUUGGCAGGCCCAACCGAAGUGGGUGGAGAUACGAUUGCAAACCCAUCAGCACCUCUGGCAGCAGAUGAAGGGCCAACUGCGAUUGCUGAUGUCCCAGCAGGUGGCUUGGUUUCGUCUUCGCCGGUGGUGGGUAGUGUACCCGCUGGUGGUGAUAUCGGGCCGGAUGCCGAUGCAGCGAGGGUAACACAGCUUGUUUAG